Penicillium daleae is the source of this 3867-nucleotide messenger RNA. RefSeq names its product class I myosin myoA. NCBI's taxonomy places the organism in Eukaryota, Fungi, Ascomycota, Eurotiomycetes, Eurotiales, Aspergillaceae. Gene Ontology annotation, molecular function: microfilament motor activity; ATP binding; actin filament binding. Gene Ontology annotation, biological process: endocytosis; vesicle transport along actin filament; actin filament organization. The transcript has 11 exons. The coding region runs from base 1 to 3867 and encodes 1288 amino acids. Gene Ontology annotation, cellular component: cell tip; actin cytoskeleton; actin cortical patch. The record is from RefSeq and is a predicted model, not a curated record.
AUGCCCAAUGACGUCGGUGCUGCUAUUCUUGACCCGCACGAGCCACAGGCCCUGACGCCCUUCGUCGCCCCUGAGGCAGCAACGGAUAAGAACCACAGAAACACCAGGCCCCGACCAGACGACCAGAGACCCUCAGUGUGGCGCAGGCGGGUUGUUUGCUUUGGUUUGUUCUGGUUGUACGGUCAGUCACGACGCCCCGUAGGUGGCGAGAAGAAGAGCCGCUUUGGGCGCAACAAAGCAGUCGCCGAUGUGGGCGAUGGCCGACAGACGAGUAAGUCGCAGGUCAAGAAGGCCACCUUUGAAAGUUCAAAGAAGAAGGAGAUUGGUGUCUCGGACCUCACGCUGCUGAGCAAGAUCUCCAACGAAGCCAUCAAUGAUAACUUGAAGCUCCGUUUCGAGCAUGACGAGAUCUAUACCUAUAUCGGACACGUGCUGGUCUCUGUCAACCCGUUCCGGGAUUUGGGUAUCUACACUGAUAAGGUGCUUGACUCCUACCGCGGCAAGAACCGACUCGAAUCCUACAAAGACAACCAGUGUGUGAUCAUCUCCGGAGAGUCAGGUGCCGGAAAGACGGAAGCCGCCAAACGAAUCAUGCAGUACAUUGCCAGUGUAUCCGGGGGUAGCGAUUCGUCCAUUCAGCAGACUAAGGACAUGGUGCUGGCCACGAAUCCUCUGCUGGAGUCAUUCGGUAAUGCAAAGACAUUGCGCAAUAACAACUCCUCGCGAUUCGGCAAGUAUCUCGAGCUGGAGUUCAACGCCAACGGAGAGCCCGUGGGUGCCAACAUUACAAACUACCUCUUGGAGAAGUCUCGAGUUGUCGGCCAGAUUACGAACGAGCGAAACUUCCACAUUUUCUACCAAUUCACAAAGGGUGCGCCGCAGAAGUACCGCGACAGCUUCGGUGUGCAACAACCGCAGACCUACCUCUACACGAGCCGUUCGAAGUGUUACGAUGUGCCGGGAAUCGACGAUGUUGCGGAAUUCAAGGAUACCGUGGAUGCGAUGAGAAUGAUUGGCAUGAGUGAAGCGGAGCAAGAUAACGUUUUCCGUAUGCUGGCGGCAAUUCUGUGGAUCGGCAACAUUCAGUUCACGGAAGACGAUUCGAGCAAUGCGUCGAUUACAGAUCAGUCGGUGGUUGAUUUUGUGGCCUACCUGCUGGAGGUUGAUUCUUCGCAGGUCAACAAGGCUUUGACUCUUCGUCUGCUGGAGACCGCUCGUGGAGGCCGAAGAGGCUCCACCUAUGAGGUUCCAUUGAACACGGUCCAGGCUGUCGCAGUCCGGGACGCUCUGGCCAAGGCCAUUUACUUCAAUCUUUUCGACUGGAUUGUGGAGCGUGUGAACCAGUCUCUGACUGCUCGAGGGGCUAUCGCUAACUCGAUUGGUAUUCUGGAUAUCUACGGCUUCGAGAUUUUUGAGAAAAACUCUUUCGAGCAGCUUUGCAUCAACUACGUCAAUGAGAAGCUGCAGCAAAUCUUUAUUCAGUUGACAUUGAAGGCGGAGCAGGACGAAUAUGCUCGCGAACAGAUCAAAUGGACUCCCAUCAAGUACUUUGAUAACAAGGUUGUCUGCUCCUUGAUUGAGGACAAGAGACCCCCUGGUGUGUUUGCUGCGUUGAACGAUGCUUGCGCUACUGCGCACGCCGAUUCUGGUGCUGCCGACAACACUUUUGUGGGCAGGCUGAACUUCCUCGCCCAGAACCCCAACUUUGAAGGCCGUCAAGGCCAGUUCAUCAUCAAACACUACGCCGGUGACGUGAGCUAUGCGGUGGAGGGAAUGACUGACAAGAACAAGGAUCAGCUUCUGAAGGAUCUGCUCAACUUGGCUGGUUCCAGCAGCAACCAAUUUGUCCACACUAUCUUCCCCAACCAGGUCAACCAGGAUGAUAAGCGCCGUCCACCUACCGCUGGUGACAAGAUUAAGGCAUCUGCCAAUGACCUCGUUGCCACCCUGAUGAAGGCCCAGCCCUCAUAUAUUCGUACCAUCAAGCCCAAUGAUAACAAGGCUCCUCGGGAGUACAACGAGGGUAAUGUGCUUCACCAGAUCAAAUAUCUUGGUUUGCAAGAGAACGUGCGCAUCCGUCGUGCCGGUUUUGCGUACCGUCAGACUUUUGACAAGUUCGUCGAGCGAUUCUACCUGCUCUCACCCAAGACCUCCUACGCCGGUGACUACACGUGGACUGGUGAUUCCGAGUCCGGUGCCAAGCAAAUCCUGAGGGAUACCAGCAUUCCUGCCGAGGAGUACCAGAUGGGUAUCACCAAGGUCUUUGUCAAGACUCCCGAGACCCUCUUCGCACUUGAGGCUAUGCGAGACCGGUACUGGCACAACAUGGCCAUUCGAAUCCAGCGUGCCUGGCGCAACUACUUGCGCUACCGUAUUGAGUGUGCUAUCCGUAUUCAACGGUUCUGGCGACGCAUGACUGGCGGUCUUGAGAUCAUCAAGGUGCGUGAUCAGGGACACCAGAUUCUGCAGGGCCGCAAGGAGCGCCGGAGAAUGAGUUUGCUUGGCUCUCGUCGCUUCUUGGGUGAUUAUCUUGGCGUGGGCAACAAGGGUGGCCCUGGUGAGAUGAUUCGUAGUGGUGCCAACAUCAGCAGCUCUGAAGAUCUGCUUUUCUCCUGCCGUGCUGAGCUUCUCGUCUCCAAGUUUGGUCGAUCCAGCAAGCCUGUCCCUCGGAUCCUGGUUUUGACCAACCGGCAUGUGUACAUUGUGGCACAGAGUAUCGUCAACAACCAGCUGGUCAUUUCAUCCGAACGCACCAUUCCCCUUGGCGCCAUCAAGACCGUCAGCACUUCGAACUUGAAGGAUGACUGGUUCUCGUUGGUAAUCGGUGCUCAAGAGCCUGAUCCCCUUCUUAACUGCGUGUUCAAGACUGAAUUCUUUACCCACCUUUCCAAUGCUCUUCGCGGAUCUUUGAACCUCAAGGUCGGCGAAAGCAUCGAAUACAACAAGAAGCCCGGGAAGCUGGCAUACGUCAAGGCUGUCAAGGACCCAGCUGCUGGUGCCAUCGACAGCUACAAGAGCAGCACCAUUCACACCAGCGCCGGUGAACCUCCCAGCUCUGUUUCCAAGCCUACCCCCCGAGCUAAGCAGGUCGCCGCUCGGCCCGUAACGAAGGGUAAACUACUCCGACCAGGCGGUCCCGGCGGCGGUCCCUCGAAGCUGUCCGCUGCUGCGCGCAAGCCUGCACCGGUUGCCCAGCCUUUGCCCCAGUCGACUCCUCAGCCUGCCGUGCAAUCACGAAUCGUUCCUCAGCCUGUGGCGGCGGUUACAGCUGCCGCUGCCGCACACUCUCGCAAUCAGUCGACUAGCUCUGUGAGAGCUCCUCCACCUCCACCCCCCACUGCACCUCCUGCUGCUGCUGCCGCCCCUGCGAAGCCCACCGCGAAGGUCCUGUACGACUUUAGCAGUGAUCGCGCCAACGAAUUGACCAUCCGCACUGGUGAGAUUGUGCAAAUUGUUUCCAAGGAAGGAAACGGAUGGUGGCUCUGCAUGAACAUGACAACGUCCACUCAAGGUUGGACUCCCGAAGCCUACCUCGAAGAGCAAGUUGCGCCCACACCUAAACCCGCACCUCCCCCACCCCCGCUGCACCUCGCGCCACGCCCAGCCCGGUCCCCAACGGCGUUGGUGCCGUCGCCGCAGCCAACACCACCAGCCAAGCGGCCCAACAUGGCUGGUCGCAAGCCCGCACCUCCCCCUGCACCCCGGGAUAGCACCCUGAGCAUGAACUCGGGUGACUCCUCCGGUGCCAGCGGCCGUGGCACACCCAACAGCACUUCGAAUGCCAGUCUGGCCGGUAAUCUGGCCGAGGCACUGCGGGCUCGGCAGAGUGCUAUGCAGGGGAAGCAUGAUGAUGACGAUGAGUGGUAG